AAAUUACAUGGUAGUCAAGGGGCAAAUACGGAGACAAAGUAAAUGAGUAUUGGCAUUGACUUGUGCAUUCCACGCGCCUUCUCACUUUCCUUUUCUUUCUCUUUCCCUCUUCCGAUUCAUUCACACACCAUCUGAAAAUUUUCCCGGAAAAUCACAGACAAUGCACGAUUUCUGCUUCACGAUUCCUUACGGGUUGCUGUUGGUAGGUGGUGGAGCAUUCGGGUACAUCCACAAAGGAAGCAUCCCUUCUCUGCUCGGAGGUGUUGUCUCUGGUUUGCUCCUCAUCGUCGCUGGAUACAUCAGUCUCAAUGCCUUCGGCAAACGGAAGAACUCUUACUUUGCUCUGUUUCUUGAGACCGUUUGUGCAACCGCUCUAACUUGGGUCAUGGGGCAGCGUUACAUGGAAACGUCCAAGGUUAUGCCUGCUGGUGUUGUUGCAGGAAUCAGUGGUCUCAUGACUUUGUUUUAUCUCUACAAACUAGCAACUGGUGGCAACCAUCUACCUGCCAAGGCUGACUGAUGAUAACAUGAUAUAUAUCUCAUAUUUUCGUACUAAUACAGAUACAUUGUGCUACCUACACACCUUAGAUGGUUGAGAUAUCUGAUUGUACUUGUUUGUAUACUUAGUGAUUUCAGAGUGUGGAACAGAUAGUUGUUGUUCUUGUUGUCUUCAUAUAUGUAGGAGAAUUGGGCAUUCUUGCAUCAAUCUUUAAGCAGCACCUUUUCUUUUUUCUUUCCUUUCUCUUCUUGUAGCAUUGAGGUUGCCCUAUAUAUGCAACACUGGGUCUUAUUUGUUGAAUGAUUGAUAAACUUGACGAAAAUUCCAAAUGAAAUGUAUUGAGACUUAUUACUUGAUUAA
Messenger RNA from Lotus japonicus, 859 nucleotides. Its product is annotated as protein FATTY ACID EXPORT 6-like. The coding region runs from base 161 to 520 and encodes 119 amino acids. Gene Ontology annotation, cellular component: membrane. NCBI's taxonomy places the organism in Eukaryota, Viridiplantae, Streptophyta, Magnoliopsida, Fabales, Fabaceae. The transcript has 3 exons. The record is from RefSeq and is a predicted model, not a curated record.